GAGGUCCCGAACAUCUUUUUCCAAUUUAUUGAGGAAUUCUACAUAAACAUAUCCGACAAUCACGAGCUGUCAAGAGGUCAAGGCUGCUGCACCUGAGACUUGAGAGGCUGAGAGACUGUAGCACGCAUAGGCCACAGCUCUCCACAACCAGCUGUCGACUGUCGAGACUGGGUAGUCAUAGCACACAUAGCCUUCUAAAUGAAACACGCACAGGCGUUAUCACAUCAUGUCAGAGGAUACCAUCGCAAGCGUGGCCAUCACCGCAAACGCUCAGUACUUCAUCAGCACGUCUGGGAGACCUAAAUCUCUCAGAAGGUACAACUAUUUACUUCAGCAAAUCCUCAAAAAGGAUGUAGCGUACAUCCCCAUAUCGUCCCCUAGCGGAAAGAUCGAUGCGCAGCACUUUCCCAACGUGCUCAAGGGUAUGAAUUGCAUUGGGGGGGGGCAUAUCUAAAGAUAUUAAGCACAGCAUUAUUGCCUGCUUGGAUGACAUAGGUCCAUUGGCACAAUAAAUUCAAAGUGUCAACACCAUAGUUCGCCGAUCUGACGGCACAAUAAAGGUUGGCAUCUACUGC
Molecule: messenger RNA, 575 nt
Organism: Sphaeroforma arctica JP610
Lineage: Eukaryota; Ichthyosporea; Ichthyophonida
Exons: 1
Coding region: 227-454 (75 amino acids)
Source: RefSeq, a predicted model, not a curated record